AUGGCCGAACUGCGGGCAAUGGCUGCUGCAAUAAUGGGGAAUAGCCUGGUCGAAAAUGUGGCAGACAAAAACUUGUUGGCAGAACUUAAAUCAUUAUGUUCUACUCUGAUCUUCGAGAACAUUGUUGAUGUUCUUGUAGUGACUUUAGGAGAUAAAGGUGUUGCAAUCGCCAGAUUGUGUGACAACUCUGAAAGGCUAUUUGACGACAGCGGUGUCUAUAUAAAACCAGGACACAAAACUGAUAAAAAAAUAUCUGUUCGAUUAUAUCCACCUGCGCAAUUACCUGCCAACUCGCUCUUGGCCAACACUUCUGGAGCAGGUGAUUGUUUCGCAGCAGGAUUUGCGGUGGCUGCUAUGCUUGGUGUUACUUUAAAUGGAGCAGUUGCAGCAGGAAACACUACAGCAAUACGUGCUCUUCUUUCUAAUAUUCCCGUUCCUGAUAAACUAUUUUUGUUGACUAAACAGAAUUGGACAAGUGAAGCAACAUAUAAAGAAUUGUGA
This is a messenger RNA of Ctenocephalides felis (cat flea), 501 nucleotides long. RefSeq lists its product as uncharacterized. The transcript is spliced from 3 exons. The record is from RefSeq and is a predicted model, not a curated record. Lineage: Eukaryota; Metazoa; Arthropoda; Insecta; Siphonaptera; Pulicidae. Gene Ontology annotation, molecular function: kinase activity. The coding region runs from base 1 to 501 and encodes 166 amino acids.